This is a messenger RNA of Etheostoma spectabile (orangethroat darter), 3152 nucleotides long. RefSeq names its product mitogen-activated protein kinase kinase kinase 7. The record is from RefSeq and is a predicted model, not a curated record. The transcript is spliced from 14 exons. Gene Ontology annotation, molecular function: MAP kinase kinase kinase activity; ATP binding. Gene Ontology annotation, biological process: immune response; JNK cascade; protein phosphorylation. NCBI's taxonomy places the organism in Eukaryota, Metazoa, Chordata, Actinopteri, Perciformes, Percidae. Bases 281 to 1798 code for a protein of 505 amino acids.
CGGUUCAAUUCAUUCCCUAUGAGAACAGCGGUACGUGAGCGCAGGCCGCUAACGGCGACGAGGGUACCCGGAUGUUCAGCGCUCUAGGCAACAGCGCUGCGCGAGCUGCCUGCUGGUUCCCCACUUCCUGAAUUCACAGCAACAGGAGCCUACCAACUGACAUCGCAGCGUAUCAUUUUUGUCCCGAUAACCACCAGAUAAGCUUUUGGAGUUGUUUUUUUUUUUUUUUUAAACUCCAGCGUCGUCGGCUUGCGUCGAGGAGUGUCGCCGCUCUGCUGCGAUGGUGGAGACUCCAGCUGGCUAUCUGUUUGAAGACAUUCAGUAUGAAGACAUCCAAGUUGAAGCGGCUGUUGGCAGAGGGACAUUUGGAGUUGUCUUCAAGGCCGUAUGGAAAGGAAAAGAUGUAGCAAUCAAGACCAUUGAGAGUGAAAAUGAGAGGAACGCUUUCCUUGUUGAGCUCCGCCAGCUCUCCCGGGUCAAUCACCCCAACAUUGUUAAGCUGUACGGCUCCUGUGACAACCCAGUCUGUCUGGUCAUGGAGUAUGCAGAAUGCGGCUCUUUGUACAACCUCCUGCACAGUGCAGACCCACAGCCCCACUACACCGCCUCGCACGCCAUGAGCUGGUGUCUGCAGUGUGCCGAGGGAGUUUCCUAUCUGCACGCUAUGAAGCCAAAGGCCUUAAUUCACCGGGACCUCAAACCACCAAAUCUGCUGCUCGUGGCUCGUGGCACGGUGUUGAAGAUAUGUGACUUUGGAACAGCGUGUGAUAUCCAGACCUACAUGACCAACAAUAAAGGCAGCGCAGCCUGGAUGGCACCAGAGGUGUUUGAAGGCAGUAACUACAGUGAGAAGUGUGACGUGUUCAGUUGGGGCAUUAUCCUGUGGGAGGUCAUCACACGCAAGAAACCCUUCGAUGAGAUCGGCGGCUCGGCGUUUUGUAUAAUGUGGGCCGUCCACAGAGGUACGCGGCCGCCUCUGAUCAAAGACCUUCCCCAGCCCAUAGAGACUCUGAUGACCCGCUGCUGGGACAAAGAACCCAGCCAGAGACCGUCCAUGGAGGAGGUGAAGAACACCAUGAGCCAGCUCAUGAAGUACUUCCCAGGCUCUGAUGAACCACUCAAGCUCCCCCACCAGUCUUCAGACAGCAGAAGCGGCUCCUCAUCGGCCACGAGCACAGACUCGUACGCGGACUACACCAUCAACAGUAACAAGAGUGACGACACCUCGGAACACAGAAACUCUGUUGGCAGAGAAGAAACCCUGAAAAGCUUUGAGGCUAAGUUUCCGCUCCAGUUCAAACCCUCGAAGACGGCCACGCUGCGUACUGGGCUGUCCAGAGGGCCCAGCGUAGACAGCCAGCCAGGACGCCCCCAGAGCCCCACGCACUGCACCAGCCCUGUAACCACCACCAGCCAAUCGGAGCUGAGGAUGACGUUUUGUCCCACAGCUACCAAUGGUUUAGACAGCUCCAUUCCCAUGGACUGCUUGAAACUGGAUCACCAGUUACAGCCGCUGACUCCGUGUCCAAACUCCAAAGAGUCCAUGGCCGUGUUCGAGCAGCACAUCAGGAUGGCGCAGGAGUACCUCAAAGUCCAGUCCGAGAUCGCUCACCUCGCUCUGAGGAAACAGGAGCUCAUGUCGGAGCUGGAGCAGGACCAGAGGGAGCAGCAGACUUCGUCCCGACUCAUCCAGGAGCACAGCAAGCUGCUGGAGGACAACAGCAGCCUGUCUGCCUACUGCCAGGGUCUGAAGAGCAAACUGAGCCUGAUCAAGAGUCAGAACCAGCACCACAGCUAGGAACAGGAGCACCACCACAGACAGUCCCGUUCCCUCUGACGGAUGAGAGGAAACACUCCAUGCACCUGCCGUGAAGUAGGGAAACCCGUUAACCCCAAAUAAGAACUUAUUUCACUCAACACAAAACAUUGUACCAAGAUAACUGUAACACAGACGGGGCUAAGUGGGCAGAACUUUGGUCUUUUAACAGGAAGCAUGCUCCAUAUCUCCGCUUACGCCUGUUGGAAUUUAAUGGGUUCAACAAAUUUUUUAAAAAAAUUUUUUUAGUGACCGCACCAACCAUAUCGCAGCCGAGACAGUUUAAAUCGGUACCAAAAAAUUCCCUGAAGAACACAGAUGUGGAAGGCGUCGUCGCUACAGGAAAAUAAGACUUUUGAAUUUAAAAGAAUUACACUGUUGACGCAAACAUUUAGAUUUCCUCUCAAAUAAAAUAUGGGUUAUCUUGAGAUAACUGAGCUGUGAGAUUAAGGAGACAUAACUAAAUAUUAGCAGCUACCGCAUCCUGUCUGGGCCUCCGUACAUUUUGAUGAUUGGGGGGGGGCGGUUGGAUGUGAAACUCAGUGUUCAUUUUUAAUAUUUCACCACGGUAUUGAUAUGGUGGGACCAAGGAGAUUCACGUCGCCUUUUUACUCUGAAAAUGGACUCCGAUUCAGGAAAAAAAAAAAAAAAAAAAAAACCUGAAGCGUCAUGGGGUCCAAAGGUGAGUGUUUUUUAUUUAGUUGUAUUUUCUUUUCUUUUUUUCUGAGUUGUUGGAAAAAGUAACUACUAUUGUAAUUAGUAAAUUACUACUUUUUAAAUAUUCCGUUUCAACACAGCCAUUGUGUUGUGUUUUAAGAAAAGAGGAGCGGUGUUGUUUUUAAUCCAAUUUUUACUGUGAAUAUAAGACUUACCAAAGGAUUCGGGCUUCAGAGACGUGCUGCCUCGGAGAAAAGAGCUUUGUUGAAAGACCGUUUGAAAUGGAAAUAACUAGAAUAAUGAACCCGGCAGGCGUUUCUACACCACUUUAAUUUCUUUCUUUUUUCUUUGGUUACUUUUUACACACAGUUAUAUUUCACCAAAUUAUUAUUAUUAUUAUUAUUAACAUUGUUCUGCACUACACUCACAGUAUUUGGGUCAAAGAAUGUUCUUGCGCAUGUGUAGUAGCCUCACUAUCGUUUGGGGGUUACUAUGGCGAUGGGUGAUUUUGCCGAUGGAUUGUUGUUUUUAUUUCAUUUUUCUUCAGACGUUGCCUAAGGAUUGUUCCUACACAGUUCGUUUUUCUUUCCAUUUGUUUUAUAAAACCUUUCUGCUGCGAUUUCAAGAUGUACAGAUUGAAAUGAUGUGCUUUUAGAGAGUAAAAACAAAGUUUGUAGUA